AUGAUUAUUAAAGGAAUUAAAAGAACCUAAAAUAUUUUAAAAUUUAAUUUGUGCACUCUAAAUUAUUCUGAAAUUUUGCUAAAGAAUUAUUUUGAAAAGGAUUAUUAUCAAUAAAUAUCUCAAGAAUGCUCAGAAAACACAAAAAUUUAACAUAAUAUGUUCAGAAUAAAUGGAAACAAAAUAGAUAUUAUUUCAAUCCCUAAAUUUCAUAACGAGCAAACUACUACUAAUAACUUUUUCACUUUACUCUAAUAUUGCAGAGACUGCUCUGAAUAGAAUGAAAUUUCACUUAUUGGAAUUGAUCCUUACUAUCACAUUUGUGAUAAAAUUAACUUAAAAUUUAUAGAAGACAAUUAAUUCAAUUUUCUUGAAGAUAGCUUGAUAGGAAAUCAAAAUGAUUUUAAUCUAAACAAUACCAAUAUAUAAGAUUGGAUAGAUAAUAUCUAAUUAGAUUUGAAGGUAUUUGAUCAAUUAAAAGCUUAAUAAUAUCAAAAAUAAUAUCAAUAAGACCACCAAGAAAAAAAUUGUGGAUGCAAACAUGAUAAAUAUCCAGAAAAUUACUAUUCUUAAAUAUUUGACUAUAAAAAUUAAAGUAAAAUAGAUGACAUUAAAUAGAGAUAGUAAGAUUUAUAAUAAAUUAUUUUGGAAAGAGUAAGUAAUAAAGAAGAAAUAGAAACAUUAGAGUUUCCUUUAAUGUAGAAAGCUAUUGAUUUUAGUCUGGGUCUCAAGAAAAAUAUAUUUUUGGGAGAAUUACCUAAAUUCUUUGUGAAAAAAUUUAUGGCUUAACAUUACUCUAUGCUCGAAUUGGAAGAGAUAUUAGAGUCUCUGCUAUAAUAAUCUAAAAACUAAUAGAAGAUAAACUAAAUUAGACACUUAUUCAACAAAGAAUUCUUUUAUAAACAGAAUUAUUUAAUUAUUGCAUAUUAAGCUUUCCUGAUUCAUUAAUUAGUUUAACAAAAACAGAAAUCCAUUACUGUUUUCGUAAAGAAUUACCAAUCAUAACCAUUGAUAUAGAUAAUACAACACCUAGCUAAUGAUUAAUAAUCAUACAAAAAUUUUAUAAAUUCUUUUAGUUUGAAGCUAACAUAGUCAUCUUGUAAUAAUACUAUUGAAUUAUAGAAGAAAUAACUCAUCCUUAGCUUGUUGUAUUGGGAAAAUAAUUUUUAAAAAUAUGGUUUAAAUUAAAAAUGA
Tetrahymena thermophila SB210 is the source of this 1191-nucleotide messenger RNA. RefSeq lists its product as hypothetical. NCBI's taxonomy places the organism in Eukaryota, Ciliophora, Oligohymenophorea, Hymenostomatida, Tetrahymenidae. The transcript has 3 exons. The record is from RefSeq and is a predicted model, not a curated record.